AUGCUCGCCGUGAAGCUCCUGGCGCGUCAGACGCGGCCGCAGGGGGCCGCUCUCACUGCUGCGGCGCGCGCCGCCAGCCCGUUCGUGCAGCCGUCGGCCUCGCGGCUGCUGCACAGCUCGCGCCCCGCCCUCAUGGCGCAGCCCUUCGACGACAGCGGCAUGCCUCGGCUGCAGGACACGCCCACCAACAUCGGCGUGCUGAUCGUGCCGCAGCAGCGCGCGUGGGUCGUGGAGCGCUUCGGCAAGUUCCACGACGUGCUGACGCCCGGGCUGCACUUCCUGAUCCCGCUGGUGGACCGCAUCGCGUACGUGCACUCGCUCAAGGAGGAGGCCAUCAAGAUCCCGGGCCAGACGGCCAUCACGCGCGACAACGUGACCAUCAGCAUCGACGGCGUGCUCUACGUCAAGAUCAUCGACCCGUACAACGCCAGCUACGGCGUCGAGGACCCGCUCUACGCCGUCACGCAGCUGGCGCAGACCACCAUGCGCUCCGAGCUGGGCAAGAUCACGCUGGACAAGACCUUCGAGGAGCGCGAGUCGCUCAACCUGAGCAUCGUGGAGGCUAUCAACCAGGCCUCCGAGGCCUGGGGCAUCAAGUGCCUGCGCUACGAGAUCCGCGAUAUCGCCCCGCCCCGCAGCGUCAAGGCCGCCAUGGACAUGCAGGCUGAGGCCGAGCGCCGGAAGCGCGCCGAGAUCCUCGACUCGGAGGGUGAGCGCCAGGCGUACAUCAACGUGGCUGAAGGUAAGAAGCGCGCGGCCGUGCUGGAGGCGGAGGGUGCUGCUGCUGCCAUCAUGGCCAAGGCCAACGCGUCCGCGGAGGCUAUCCAGCGGCUCUCGACGGCUAUUCAGGAGACGGGCGGACGCGACGCGGUGGCACUCCAGGUGGCGGAGAAGUACGUGGACGCGUUCGGCAACAUCGCCAAGGAGGGCACGACCGUGCUGCUGCCGGCCAACACCAACGACCCGUCGAGCAUGGUGGCCUCGGCGCUCUCGAUUUUCGGAAACAUCCAGAAGCAGAACACCAAGGAGGCAGCUCGGAUCGCCGCCAAGACUGGCGAUAUCGCUGAGGGCGAACUCGGAGAGUACACUUUGGACAGCUUCGACUCGGACACGACCAAGAACUAACCAGACAAUUCAGUAUAUGGGGAGUCUGGUCCGUCGUGAGCACGCAGACUGGUAGCUGACGGCGCGAGUUGGCUUGCGGGUCAGCUUGUCUAUGAAAUACAGCAAACCCAUGAAAAC
Messenger RNA from Phytophthora sojae, 1242 nucleotides. RefSeq lists its product as hypothetical. Lineage: Eukaryota; Oomycota; Peronosporomycetes; Peronosporales; Peronosporaceae. Bases 1 to 1125 code for a protein of 374 amino acids. The record is from RefSeq and is a predicted model, not a curated record. The transcript is spliced from 2 exons. Gene Ontology annotation, cellular component: membrane.